CACCUCCCUCUCCAAGAUGGCGUCUUUGCUGCAAUCGGAGCGGGUUCUCUACCUAGUCCAGGGAGAAAAGAAGGUUCGGGCCCCUCUCUCGCAGCUCUACUUCUGCCGCUAUUGUAGCGAGCUGCGGUCGCUGGAAUGUGUGUCUCACGAGGUGGACUCCCACUAUUGUCCCAGUUGUUUAGAAAACAUGCCAUCAGCUGAAGCCAAACUGAAAAAGAACAGGUGUGCCAACUGCUUUGACUGUCCUGGAUGCAUGCACACGCUCUCCACCCGUGCAACCAGCAUCUCCACACAGCUUCCAGAUGACCCAGCCAAGACCACCAUGAAGAAAGCCUAUUACCUGGCCUGUGGGUUUUGUCGCUGGACAUCUAGAGACGUGGGCAUGGCAGACAAAUCUGUGGCUAGCGGUGGUUGGCAGGAACCUGAAAAUCCUCACACUCAGCGGAUGAACAAACUGAUUGAAUAUUACCAGCAGCUUGCUCAGAAGGAGAAGGUGGAGCGAGAUCGCAAGAAACUGGCACGGCGUAGAAACUACAUGCCUUUGGCUUUUUCGCAACACACUAUUCAUGUAGUGGACAAAUACGGUCUCGGAACGAGGCUUCAGCGACCACGAGCUGGCGCGACCAUCAGCACCCUUGCUGGACUUUCCCUUAAAGAAGGAGAGGACCAGAAAGAGAUAAAGAUUGAGCCAGCUCAAGCUGUAGACGAGGUGGAGCCUCUACCUGAAGACUACUAUACAAGACCGGUCAAUUUAACAGAGGUAACCACCCUUCAGCAGCGCCUCCUGCAGCCUGACUUCCAGCCAAUCUGCGCUUCUCAGCUCUACCCUCGUCACAAACAUCUUCUGAUCAAACGGUCCCUGCGCUGCCGGAAAUGUGAACAUAAUUUGAGCAAGCCAGAAUUUAAUCCAACAUCUAUCAAAUUUAAAAUCCAGCUGGUUGCUGUCAAUUAUAUCCCAGAAGUGAGAAUCAUGUCGAUUCCCAACCUUCGCUACAUGAAGGAGAGCCAGGUCCUCCUGACUCUUACGAAUCCGGUGGAGAACCUCACCCACGUGACGCUGCUGGAGUGCGAUGAGGGGGACCCUGACAAUAUCAACAGCACUGCUAAGGUGGCGGUGCCCCCCAAAGAGCUUGUGUUGGCUGGCAAGGACGCCGCAGCUGAGUAUGAUGAGCUGGCCGAGCCCCAGGACUUCCAGGACGACCCCGACAUUAUCGCCUUCAGAAAGGCCAACAAAGUGGGUAUUUUCAUCAAAGUGACCCCACAGCGUGAGGAGGGCGAAGUGACCGUGUGCUUUAAGAUGAAGCAUGAUUUUAAAAACCUGGCAGCCCCCAUCCGCCCCAUCGAGGAAAGUGACCAGGCCACCGAAGUCAUCUGGCUCACGCAGCAUGUGGAACUCAGCUUGGGCCCACUUCUUCCUUAGAAGGCUUCACUGGUGGGCAGGUUCCGAACAAUGGUAUCACUACAAACCCGUGUAAAACGCAGAAGCUGCUGCUUCAGGCCUUGUGUAUAACGAUAUACCCACGCACUACCAAAUCCUGUUCCCUGGAGGGCGGGGGCAGGCGCGGCCUUAGGAACAUGGGGCAACUGCUGUUCCUCUUGCUCUCACUCUGUUAGCACCAGUAAAUCGUGUCUCCCUCACUGAGCCCUGCACGUUGACUAACCACAGCACAGUUCCAUCCCGAGAACGGGGGUGGCGGCUGUUCCUUGGAGUGGCGUUAGAUUUACACUUGACAGACUCCACAGACUGUCUCCUGAUCAGACCGCACAGAGGAUCAGACUCUCGCAGAGGAAACCUAAAAUGAUUACAGAAAGGAAGACCUGCUGGUCACUAUCCGACACUGGCCUCAGUGCACCACCUGCUUCCUGCGUCCCAUUAGAUCGAACCUAGCCAUCUAAACGCGUCCUUUCCGUCGCCGUCGGGGCUCCCGUCAUGCCAGAGACUUCCGUUUGACGAAAAUAGAAUUGCCACAUUGUCUUUAGUUUUGUGACAGUUGGAAAACCCUGAGAAGUUUUAAGGGUUCUCAUUUGCCCUCUUCUGAGUGAAUACAGGAUACUUUUUUAUUGGUUGCUCUUAAAAUUUUUCCCCAAUAGAAUAUAGAUUUUUUUUAAGAAGAAUUUGAUAAGCAGGCAUUUACAUGUCAUGUCAAGGGGGUGGCAAAUUCCAUUUAUUUUUAAGUGUUGCCACAGUAUCCAGGGAUUAAUGCUUCCACGGGGAGGCAGUCUGUGUACGUCCUACUCCCCUCCCCUUCUCUGCCCUGCCUCUCUAACUCAGUAGAUUGUUCUGAGUGUUUGGGACCUGGAAAGAGCCCAAAGAAAACUUGUGGACAAGUUCACUUCUGGAAUGCAGGAAACACUUCAAAGGUUAGGUUGUUAGCAUGAUCUGAACUAAUGUUCUUUCCUCUGAUUCGAAGGGGAGAUUAACAGUUACCUCCUGAACCCAAACUGGAUAUGAAGACAAAGAACCUUCCCCUUCCUGAGUGUGGCUGUUACCACGUGUGUCAAAUGAGACCGUGUCGAUUGUAAACAUCACACAGCUCAGCGAGUAGCCCCGUGCACUCGCUUGACAGCGCACGUCCUGUCCUCACUCUGCAUCCUGGAGUUCGGUUGUUCACUUAAGUUUUGUGACGUUUUCUGGAAUGAGAGUUGACAAAGUGGACCGCCAGCUGCACCAGCACAUUUUCUGUAAAUGCACUGUUAGCAAGUGGACAGCUGGUGGAUGGAGAAGUUUCCUGUUCACCCUGGUUUGGUUUUCAAGUUCAAGCCUUGAGUUUAAAGAGGAGAAAUUAAGAUAGAUAGUAAUCUAGAAAUAUAGAUAGGACAUUGUAUCUUGUCAGCUCCCUGGGAAGAUAAAAUUUAGGAAGCCUUUGAAAGACACUAAGUGAUAUUCUUAAGGUCAAGCCAAUUUUAUGAAAUAAUGUUCCACAGAGUAAUAUACAUGCUGCAGUGUUAAUAUUGUGACAAUAAUAAGUAAGGUUUAGCCUCUUAAAAGUUGGGGCAGAGGUUAUGUAAUUACAAACCUGCAAACUCUAGAAAUAGUUUAAUUUGUUGUGACUCCACAGAGUGUCAAGUUAAUUUUUAUUUCACUGCCUGCUAGAAUCUGCUGUGAGGUCGCUGCUCCCAUUUGCCAGUGGAGGAAAGGACAUCGCCGUGGAGACGAGCUCUCAGUUUACACGUUUGCAGCGGCUGCACACGGGUGUGUGUGGACCCAUGGUGCCGAGCUGGUGUUGGUUCCUGAAGGGAACACUAUUAAACAAAUGGGUCUCGUCAUCCCCUGUGACACAAACACAAAAACACUUUCGAUAAUAGAAUUUGUUUCCUUUAGAAGCCAAAUUAACUGGCAGAGUAACAGAGCUAUUUGUUUAGUACGUCCUCAAGAUAGUCCUCAGUGCAGGCUGGUGUUCCGUGUGUUAGUAGAAAUGGUUCAGCACCUGCAGCUGGUAAAUUCAAAACUUAUGUGUCGCUUUUGUGCAUUAGAUGUGGUGCGAGAUUUGUGAUGCAACGUCAUUGUGCACCACUGCGGGCGAACCAGAGGUCAGUAGCACUAGAGACUACGGUUUGGGAAACCUAAGAUGAAGUUAAUUUGGAUUUGUGACUUGAUUAGCCCACCAAAAUUUUAUUCAGUGUGCUUGUAGGCGUAAUGAGCUAAAUGUCAUGCAUAUUUGUGAAGAAACCUUUUUGGUCCCUUGUCGGAAUAAGAGGCACUCCUUGAUCUUUAUGAAUGACAAAUUCUUGUUUUGCCUUAUUGCUUAACUCAUUGUAGUCAAAUAAAGCAGACAAAGCCCGAA
Molecule: messenger RNA, 3785 nt
Organism: Phyllostomus hastatus (greater spear-nosed bat)
Lineage: Eukaryota; Metazoa; Chordata; Mammalia; Chiroptera; Phyllostomidae
Gene: DCTN4
Product: dynactin subunit 4
Exons: 14
Coding region: 17-1420 (467 amino acids)
Cellular component (GO): dynactin complex
Source: RefSeq, a predicted model, not a curated record